This is a messenger RNA of Scutellospora calospora, 459 nucleotides long. Lineage: Eukaryota; Fungi; Glomeromycota; Glomeromycetes; Diversisporales; Gigasporaceae. The record is from the annotation of a GenBank genome assembly.
ACCUUAUCUGGUCCUAAAAAAAAUUCUUCUGAUUUGCUAAAAGAGAUGUCAAAUAACAAAAAAUAUACAGGUGGAAAGCUGAGACAUAAUCUUACAAAUCAUAUAAUUCUUACAAAUGAUUAUGUUAAUCCAGAAAAACCUAGUGAUAAAUGGUGUUUAUGUCGUUAUUGUGACGAAGCUGGUGAUGAGUUGCAAAAAUAUGAAAAAUCUUAUAAUUUUGAUGAUGAUGCUUUUCAAAUUGAUUCUGAUAACGAUGAUUAUGACACAAUUUCUACUUAUUCAGAACGAACUACAAGAUCAACAGAAUCUGCUACAAGUCAAAAUACUAAUAUAUCACAAAUUUCUAAUCCAAACAAAAUAAUGCAUUAUUUAGCUCAUACACCUACUUAUAAAGAACAAUCUCAAUUUGAUAAACAUAUUCUUAAUAUGACUAUUGAAAACGGUUGGUCUUUUAGAUGG